This is a messenger RNA of Eremomyces bilateralis CBS 781.70, 984 nucleotides long. RefSeq lists its product as uncharacterized. The coding region runs from base 1 to 984 and encodes 327 amino acids. Gene Ontology annotation, molecular function: nucleic acid binding. NCBI's taxonomy places the organism in Eukaryota, Fungi, Ascomycota, Dothideomycetes, Eremomycetales, Eremomycetaceae. The record is from RefSeq and is a predicted model, not a curated record. The transcript is spliced from 3 exons.
AUGAUGGUUUCUACCCGUAAUCAUACUCAGCGGACUAAGAGCAAGGUUUACCAACACUUUGGCGUUCCAUACCAGCCUGGAACACGCCUGCCCGGCGAGGACCCAAGGGGCCGCCCUCGGCUCGUCGAAACCAAGGAUAUCAACGAGAUGGAGAGGAUCAUUGAAGACCAAGAUGUCUACGGAAGGACUAUGUCUUGGGAGGCCUUAGGGUAUGAGGCUGGUCUAGACGUAUCCGGGCGUACGAUUGAACGGGCUAUGGGCACGAAAGAUUACCACAGAUGCGUCGCAUGUAACAAGACGUGGAUCUCUCAAAAUCAGGCGAAAAAACGAGUCGAUUGGGCUACUUUGAUGAAGGCCCGGUAUCCUACCAAGUAUGCCUGGCGGAAGGUCCGUUUUAGCGACGAGUCCCACGCUGGGCAUGGUCCGCAGGGAAAGUUGAUAAUCAUUCGACGAAAGGGCGAACGGUAUUGCCCCAAAUGUGUACAACGCGAAAGAGACGUUAAAGAAGACGCCAAAAAGAAGGUACACGUUUGGGGGGCUGCAGGGUACGACUUCAAAUCAGACCUUAUAACGUACGAUGUACCGAGCAAUACCACAGGCAAGAUGAGCCAACGCGUAUAUAUCGAUUCUAUCCUGGAUCCCAUUAUCAAACCUUGGAUCCAGAACGGUCACGAUUUCGUAUUAGAAGAGGACCAAGUCUCCGGCCAUGGGCCCGCACGGAGUAAGGGAAAUAUCGUGAAGGAAUGGAAGGCUCAAAACGGUCUGAAACACUACUUCAAUUGCGCCUCAUCUCCGGAUCUCGCGAUCAUCGAGAACUGUUUCCAACCGAUGAAGCAACACAUACGUAAAUAUACCCAUUGGGAGCCCGAAGAGACGCUACAGCUUCUAAAAGAAGGAAGGGUCGAUAUUAAGCAGGAAUGUAUCAAUUCCCGCGUUGAUUCUAUGCCUGAAAGGCUUCAGGCCGUGAUAGACGUAGAGGGAUAG